This is a messenger RNA of Rasamsonia emersonii CBS 393.64, 1902 nucleotides long. Its product is annotated as Phospholipid:diacylglycerol acyltransferase. The transcript is spliced from 3 exons. Bases 1 to 1902 code for a protein of 633 amino acids. Gene Ontology annotation, biological process: triglyceride biosynthetic process; lipid storage. The record is from RefSeq and is a predicted model, not a curated record. NCBI's taxonomy places the organism in Eukaryota, Fungi, Ascomycota, Eurotiomycetes, Eurotiales, Trichocomaceae. Gene Ontology annotation, cellular component: cytoplasm; perinuclear endoplasmic reticulum. Gene Ontology annotation, molecular function: phospholipid:diacylglycerol acyltransferase activity.
AUGUCCACGCUCCGCCAUCGUCCGGGCAAGGCGCCCCGGGGCGACGACAGCGACAACUCACCCCGCGUCUCCUCGCCUGAUGUCGACACCAAUGUGAAAGACACGGCUCCAGCGACUCCAGACGAAAAACCGAGUCUGAGCCCUUUCGUGCGAUUGAAACGAUGUCUGGCAAAGCCACGGGGUAAAAGGCGCAACAGCUUCAUCUUCCUGCUGGGCGGAUUGUUCGGCAUCUUUGUCGCACUGUUCUUUGCCAACCAGAAUGAGGUUAUCAGCCUGGAUGCGCUGAUGGAUCUCAAUCUCGAUGCGUUGAUCGACGUCAUCCCUCAGGGCAUCCUGCGUGAUGCAAAGGAAUUUACACAACAUGAACGCGACGCCGUCAGCUACGACGCCUUCUCCGUCGGCCUACAUCUACAAUCGCAAGGAAUACGUGCGAAGCAUCCGGUGGUAAUGAUCCCCGGGGUCAUCUCGACAGGGCUGGAGAGCUGGGGAACAGACGUCGAGUCGCGCCAAUACUUCCGCAAGAGGCUAUGGGGGAGCUGGAGCAUGAUGCGGGCGCUAGUGAUGGACAAGGCUGGAUGGAAGAAUCACAUCAUGCUCGACAAGGAAACGGGGUUAGAUCCGCCGAAUAUCAAGCUCCGUGCCGCGCAGGGAUUCGACGCCACAGACUUCUUCAUCACGGGCUACUGGAUCUGGAAUAAGAUCCUCGAGAACAUGGCCUCGAUCGGAUACGAUCCUACGAACGCAUUUUCGGCGGCAUACGACUGGAGAUUGUCAUACCUCAACCUCGAGUAUCGCGACCAGUAUUUCAGUCGGCUGAAGUCCUACAUUGAGAUGAUGGUCCGCGUGGAGAACGAGAAGGUCACGCUGGUGUCGCACAGUAUGGGCUCCCAGGUGGUCCUGUUCUUCUUUAAAUGGGUUGAGAGUGAGAAGCAUGGGAAUGGGGGCAAGGACUGGGUGAACCGGCAUAUCGACUCGUGGGUCAACAUCAGCGGAUGCAUGCUGGGCGCCGUCAAGGGUCUGACCGCGGUGCUGUCUGGCGAAAUGAGAGACACCGCACAGCUGAACGCUUUUGCCGUCUACGGCCUGGAGCGGUUUCUCUCCAAGGAGGAGCGGGCGGAAAUCUUCCGGGCGAUGCCAGGAAUCUCCAGCAUGCUCCCCAAGGGAGGAGAUGCCGUGUGGGGGAACGAGACAUGGGCGCCGGACGACCAGCCAGGUCAGCACUUCAGUUAUGGCAGCUUUCUCAAUUUCCGAGAGACCAAUUCAUCGUGGACCAGGAAGAACCUCACGAUGCAGGAAAGUUUGGCGUAUCUCUUCAAUCAGUCAGAAGACUGGUACCGCAACCAGGUCUUCAACAACUAUUCGCAGGGGAUCGCCCACACGAGGGCGGAGGUCGAAGCCAACGAGAACGACCCGCGCAAGUGGGUGAACCCGCUCGAAGUACGCCUGCCUCUGGCGCCUGACAUGAAGAUCUACUGCUUCUACGGGGUGGGCAAGCCCACCGAGCGCAGCUACUUCUACCAGGAGGAACGGGAUCCGCUCGCGAAGCUGAACGUGUCGAUCGACACGACAGUGACGACGGGCGACGGCAGUGUGGACCGCGGCGUGGUCAUGGGCGAAGGCGACGGCACCGUCAACCUGCUCAGCAUGGGAUACAUGUGCUCGAAGGGGUGGCGGAUCAAGCGGUACAACCCGGCAGGAGUGAAGAUCAAGGUGUUUGAGAUGCCGCACGAGCCCGAUCGAUUCUCGCCGCGGGGUGGUGACCAUGUCGACAUCCUCGGCCGAGCCUCUCUCAACGAUCUGGUCCUCCGCGUCGCCGGCGGGAAAGGCGACUUAAUUGAAGACAACUACGUCUCGAGGAUCAGAGAAUACUCUGAACGGGUUAAGAUAUACGAUGAUGAAUGA